Messenger RNA from Colletotrichum tamarilloi, 2595 nucleotides. RefSeq lists its product as uncharacterized. The record is from RefSeq and is a predicted model, not a curated record. Gene Ontology annotation, biological process: phosphatidylinositol biosynthetic process. The coding region runs from base 1 to 2595 and encodes 864 amino acids. Lineage: Eukaryota; Fungi; Ascomycota; Sordariomycetes; Glomerellales; Glomerellaceae. Gene Ontology annotation, cellular component: endosome membrane; fungal-type vacuole membrane; PAS complex. The transcript is spliced from 9 exons.
AUGGAAGUCAGCAUCCAGAGAGCUUUGAACGAUAAGCUCUAUGACAAGCGCAAGGUCGGCGCACUUGAGCUCGAACGGGUCAUCCGAGAAUUGGUAGUUACUAGAGACUAUCCAAGAGUCCAAGCAAUCCUCGAGCAACUCUGCAAUGAGUUCGCCUACGCCGUCCAUCAACCACAUGCCCGAAAUGGAGGCUUGAUAGGCCUGGCAGCAGCUGCCAUCGCCCUCGGUCACGAGCUACCCCGCUAUCUCGAGAAGAUCGUUCCGCCAGUGCUAGCAUGCUUCACCGAUCAAGAUGCGAGAGUCAGAUACUAUGCCUGCGAGGCCAUGUACAAUAUUGCCAAGGUCGCCAAGGGGGAGAUCUUGAUAUACUUUAACGACAUCUUCGAUGCACUCUGCAAGCUGGGAGCUGACUCUGAGUUAUCCGUUAAAAACGGUGCCGAGCUGCUCGACCGACUCAUCAAAGACAUUGUCUCUGAAUCCGCUGCGUCGUACGUAUCCGUCCUUGAGGGAGAGUUGGACCAGCAGGAGCUUAGCGACAAAGACGAGCUUGAAGAACGCGCUGCCCCUCCCACCGCCUUUUCCUUACGCCGAUUCAUCCCACUCCUCCAAGAGCGCAUCUGGGUCAUCAACCCCUUUACCCGCCAAUUCCUAGUUGGCUGGAUCACAUUGCUCGACUCUAUUCCCGACUUGGAACUUGUCACAUUUCUCCCUGACUUCCUCGGUGGUUUGCUCAGGUUUCUGAGUGACCCAAAUAGAGAUGUUCACGUUGCAACUAGAGCCUGCCUCGACAAGUUUCUUAGCGAAAUUAAAAGGAUAUCUAGGAUCAAGAAGGGCAUCGCCGAGAGCAAGAAGUCGCGUGAAGGCGGAAAGCGGAAACGCGAGGAGUCUGUAGAUUCGGGGAGUCUCCAGAUCGGCCCGGAGGAGGGCGAUGAGGUUGAUUCGCAAUCCGAUGACGAUGAUAGUAGCGGCGAGGAAGACUGGGUACCAGGACAAGAUGUCCAAAUCAACUACCGAAAAAUUCUCGAGAUAUUGACCGCCACUCUGGACUCGCCCCUUGAGGAGGACUCUCUCUUGGAGUCGCUACGAUGGAUAGUUGAGUUUUUGGACAUUUGCCCCGAAGAGGUGCUACCAUUCACUCCUAAGGUCCUGGCUCACAUGCUACCUGCUAUGGCCAGUGGUGUUGAAUCCAUACGCCAAGCUGCCGCACGCGUCAAUGCAGGCCUAAUGGAUUACGUCGUCUCCCUCUCUGAUGAGCCUGAAAUCGGCGGCAACUCACAGUCCAUGUCACGCAUUCCAGUAUCCGGUGAACGGCAAGAGGGGCCAUCUAGUGCACGAGCUUCUCUUUCUAGUUCACGGGACCUCGAAAUGCGGAGCCCAACCCCAGCCCAGGGACACAAUCGUUCUCUCUCGACACCUGUUGCGCCGCUAGCAAAUAACCAUCCCCAGGUAGAUCUGGACUAUGCCGCAGCCGUGAACGCCUUGACGCUCUUGUUCCUCAAUGACCAUGAAGCAACUCGCGUUGCGGCCUUGACGUGGUUGAUAAUGCUUCACAGGAAGGCUCCUCGGAAAGUUCUCGCGUUCAACGACGGAACCUUCCCUGCCUUGCUUAAGACGCUCUCGGAUCCAGCCGAAACUGUCGUCACGAAAGAUCUACAGCUACUGUCACAGAUUUCUCGCAACAGCGAAGACGACUACUUUUCAAACUUCAUGGUCAACUUAUUGCAGCUGUUUGCUACUGACAGAAAACUGCUGGAGACACGAGGGAACCUGAUCAUCCGUCAGCUUUGCGUUAGCUUGAGCGCGGAGAGGAUAUACCGUACACUCGCAGACUGUAUCGAAAAGGAGGAAGAUGUCGAAUUUGCUAGCAUAAUGGACGGACAAACUUUCUUUGUCGCGCUGUUCCGCUCGUGGUGCCACAACGCCGUCGCAACCUUUUCCCUCUGCCUGUUGGCGCAGGCUUACGAGCAGGCUUAUAAUCUUCUGCAAAUUUUCGCCGAGCUGGAGAUGACGGUGAAUAUUCUCAUCCAGAUUGAUAAGUUGGUGCAGUUGAUAGAAUCUCCUGUAUUCACUUACCUCCGACUGCAGCUGCUUGAGCCUGAGAAAUUUCCUCACUUGUACAAAUGUCUGUACGGCCUUUUGAUGCUCCUCCCCCAGUCCUCGGCCUUUGCCGCCCUGAAGAAUCGCUUGAACGCUGUCAGUUCAAUCGGUUACCUCCACAUUGCCCCCAAGGUGAAUCCACCGUCCACUGCAAGCUCAAGUUACGACAGGCCGAAUAGGCUUAAGAGUAGAGAGGAUAGCAUCAUUCGAUGGAAUGAGCUACUAGAGAAGUUCCGCACCGUCCAGGAAAGGGCUCGCCGAGCUCAGAGACACUCUGGCGAUGUUGAGGAAGGCCGCGGCAGCCUCGGUGUGGCGGAUCUGCGGCUCGGAGAAAGCCUCGACUCCAAGGGACCAAAAGAGGCACGCAACACAAGCGGGCCACCUGUUCCAAUCAAAGAUCCUCCUCCACCUGCACCACCGGCAGCCAAGAGAUCAGGUUUGGGAAUGCGGCAGAUUAGGAACCUGGGAGGCGCAGUCAGGGGAAAGCGGCCUGGCUAA